This is a messenger RNA of Etheostoma cragini (Arkansas darter), 2405 nucleotides long. RefSeq names its product failed axon connections homolog, metaxin like GST domain containing b (gene faxcb). The coding region runs from base 1164 to 2405 and encodes 413 amino acids. Gene Ontology annotation, cellular component: cytoplasm. The transcript has 7 exons. NCBI's taxonomy places the organism in Eukaryota, Metazoa, Chordata, Actinopteri, Perciformes, Percidae. The record is from RefSeq and is a predicted model, not a curated record.
GUCAUUACUUUUUCUCUAUAUUGCCCAGCCCUAGUGUAACAUCUGAUAUAUUUUGCUCUGGCUGCUAACAAUAAAUAUGAUCUUAUGGUUUGUGGUUGUGGCUGCACACUAGAAAACAUCUUUAGUUGCUAGAGCCUUCUGAAAACGUGUCCACACACGGGGAUGGGACAGUCACAUCCUGUUUAAGAUCAUAAUGGGUCUCAUGUGGAAGGAUUAUAUAAUACAAAUCAAGCCUGUGGCGGAGAAUGACUUAUGCUUGCUUGCAUGAUGUUCUUAGAGAGACCAAUAACCAGGCUGUAAGUGCUUGAAAAUAGGUUUUUCUCUCAUGCAGAAGCUAACAAAGCAGACGUUGUGGGUUGAUGAUUUUCCGAUACUUCUGUUCACGUUGUAGAAGUUAUCAAAUGUGUAUUAAGAUUGACAAUGAUAACCACUGUGUUGCUUGUCUAAUAUUAUACUAAUAAAUAAAACAUGAAAAAAAGCAAAUGUGAACACCUUUAGUACUGCCACACAGUGUCUGCAGUGGAUUUCCCCCAAAGUGGCUCAGCUGUCUACAAUAACAAACGCUCCUGCUCUAAUGCGCGCUCCCUAAAGUCGCGGGAGUGCGCACCUAACUUGCUGUAGCCAUGGCUACAGUGAAGACUUUAAAGUACAAUCACCGUGCCAUGGAUUAAAGCCACAUCUUCGCUUCACCCUGUUCUUUAAAAACACACCAGCUGUUAUUAUCGACCAGGACCGAGUGUGACAGGUUGACCGGAGGAUUUUAUUUUAUUAACUGGAAUCCGUUUUGCUCCGAUAGUGCUGUAAGCUAGGAGUUUUACUAAAGUCGUCUUUUCUUGAAGUUGUCCACAUCUACUUUUCGGCAUGCUUUACAAACCGAUUCAAAGAACAGCCGGGGGAAUAAUUCGUCAAGAUGAAUGUCUUCUUACACUUCCGAAGUUGUUCAAGACUUGACAGCGCUAUCUGAAACCUGCAAAGGGAAAGUCUGGGUGCAGAGCAUCAUCCAGCUGGGGAGGGCGAGUCGAGAUGUUUACACCUUGUGAUUUUCUGGAGAAACACUAGCCCCACCGCCGCCAUGCCGUAGACAACCCGCCGGCUGUUCAGAUGAAGCCUAACGGGGACUCGAGCAGGAAGGGAGCGGGGUGGCUUUAACCGAGGGGCGGAGGAUGUACUGGGCUGCUGGCUUCGCCUCUUCCCGGCCGUGUGUGGUAGAACUCGGGCGGAAUCACAGCCUUCCCCUCGGGCUGUGCGGCUCCGAGCAGCAGCAGUCUUUGUAUGGCUAUAUCAUCGCCUUCCCUUUACAGGACUACGGGGGCAUUAUGUCUGCUCUGGGAUCGGAAUCUUGGUGGAAGAAGACUCUGUACAUCACCGGGGGGGCCCUGCUUGCUGCUGCAGCCUACCUACUGCACGAACUGCUCGCCAUCAGGAAGGAGCAGGAGUUGGACUCUAAAGACGCCAUCAUCCUGCAUCAGUUCUCCAGGCCUAAGAACGGCGUGCCCAGCCUCUCACCUUUCUGCCUCAAAAUCGAGACGUACCUGCGCAUGGUGGACCUGCCCUACCAGAACUACUUUGAUGGGAAGCUGUCGCCGCAGGGGAAGAUGCCCUGGAUCGAGUACAACCACGAGCGGGCUUCAGGGUCAGAGUUCAUCGUAGACUUCCUGGAAGAGAAGCUGGGUGUCAACCUCAACAAUAACCUCACACCGCAGGAAAGAGCCGUGUCCCGAGCCAUCACCAAAAUGGUCGAGGAACACCUGUACUGGACAAUAGCCUACUGCCAGUGGGUGGACAACCUGGAGGAAACCCAGAAGCUUCUUGCGAUGAGCGGUCCCCUGAGCGACACCCUGAAGUGGCUCCUGAGCCACCUGAACGGCAGCAUGGUGCGCAGGGAGAUGUACGGCCAUGGCAUCGGACGCUUCUCUAAAGAGGAGGUCUACGCUCUGAUGGAGAAGGACAUGAGGACGCUGGCCACACUGCUGGGAGAAAAGAAGUACUUUAUGGGUUCUAAGAUGUCGACGUUAGAUGCUACAGUGUUUGGGCAUUUAGCCCAGGCUAUGUGGACUCUGCCCGGGUCCCGGCUGGAGCAACUCAUCAAAGGAGAGUUGAUCAACCUGGCCAUGUUCUGCGAGCGGAUGCGAAGGAGGUUCUGGCCCGAGUGGUUUGUGGAUGUGGAGGAUCUUUACUAUGAUGGAGAGAGUGAGAGCAGUGGCAGCGGCGGCGGCGGCUCCCCCACAGGCUUUGGCGUCUUCUCCAGGACUGACACGCUGGACGACAGCGACGCCAGCAGCCACUCGGCGGGACACACACACUCCCCCGACUCUGACCGCUCGCUCUAUGACUCGGACGUGGGCACGGGAUCUGAGAAUGACAUUCAGCUGAAGGAGGAGUUAAUUCCCGACCUGGAGGUCUGA